UGGGUGCCCAGUAUGUUUGUAAACUGGGUUUUUGUAUAAUUUUACCAAAAUACUAAUAUAUCCAGUGAAAAUAAUUUGUUUUUAAGAAUUAAUCGUAUUAGUGUAAGAUAUAUUUGGCGUAACAUAAGGUAUUUAUUAGCUGUUUGGUGUGUACGACUGAAAUUUUUAUUAGAAUAGGGGUUAGGUUACCCUUGCGGCCUUAUUGCAAACGAAACGUUCGAAUGUGGCACCUAAUAAUAAAUAAAAUAUUCGACAUGAAGUAAACAUUUUUUUGCGCUGUUUAAUGUAAACACCAGGAAUUGUCAACAUUAAAUGAAGUGCAUGGCUAAAAGAUAUACAAAAUCAUGAUGACUUUAUCUGGAUGUUGGUAACUUUUUGCUGGAUUCAAGGAUGCAAGGCCUGGAGGCUGCAUGUGAGGAGGAACAAUAUUCGGUGAAAAGACUCAAAUCGAGUCGUUCCUCCUUGCCUCUGUUAUGCCCCCAGGAACCCUCGACAUCUGCAUCGACAUCAACCAAACCAGAAAUUGUCGAUAAUCCUUCAGGUAAACCGCCCAUUGAUAUUUCCCGAAAACUUUUAGAAUUGUACGAAGAAGAAUGCGGUGGAGGCGCCGGCAUUGCAGGAGACGAGGACGAAGAUGAAGAGGACGAGGAAGAUGAGGAAGACGAGGACAUAUGUAGCAAAUCAGGGGAAAAAUUGGAAGCUAAAUAUACGCCAAUUCUACUAGAAAAACUUGUAGCUAAAGAAAGACUGAACACAAUGAUUUUAAAUCUUUACCCCGACAACAAAGGCUACUCAUUGGCAUUCAGGAAGUUGUCUCGUAGCGAUCCCAAUUUUACCGAAGAUACUGCCAAUAUGGUUGAAACCAAACUGUGGCCUUACGAGGAGGAUGACCUUCUUUGGUAUAUCGAUAAUGAAGAACUUCCACCGUUUAUUUUAGACCUGCUAGAUUCGUUAGAUCCACAGUUUAGUUACCUUUUUUAUAAUGGUUGCAUCAUAGCCGAAGUUAGAGACUACAGGCACACUUAUCCGCAAUUAAGAUGUGAUGUAUAUCAUGUUUUACUUAGGCCUACAUCCAGGAGUAUUAUGGCAGACAUAAAUAAUAUAAUCGAGAAGAAACCGGAUUGGACCAAUGAUGAAAAAGACCAGCUGGAAAGCCAAUUGCUAAUGGCCAAUACGCCGAUGUUAUGUUUGGAUCCCGACGUUUCAAUAGGCGACGAAGUAACGGAAAUAUACAAUAGGAGACGAAUGUGGAAUACUCACAAGUUUAGACGGAUGGCUAAGAAAUUUUCACAAGUUACACUCAAUAGAAAACGGAAAUUGGACUCGCUCACUCACAGGCACGGCUUAGAAUUUUACGAAUCUCUCUCUAUGAUUAGGAACAAACCAAAGACCACAGUUACUGCAGACGGCGUUACAAUGCUGAGCUCAAAACCUCUAAAGACGAAUACAGACGAUUUAAGACUUCCACCUAUUACUAGUUUAGAGCCACCACCGCUUGCACCACCGGAAAUAGACUUUCUGAAGAAUUACGACAAGCUAGAUGAGGGAAGGAAGAAGGACAAAGUAAACGAAAAGAGAGAAGAUACCGUAAGAAAGAAAGAUAGCGGUGAUGAAAAACGAGAUGGAAACGGCGAUGAAAAAGGCGAAAAGAACGCCGAAGACAAGGGUGAAGAGAUGGGGAAGGAAAAGGGAGAGGAGAACAUAGACUGUAGCCCACAACUAAUUGAAGAAUAUAUUUUAGAAACGGAUAUGCCAUCCAAAGAUAAAGGUACACCUAGGGUAUAUCAUAUCAAAUUGUCAAUUCUACAACGACCUUCCGAUUUGGAAUACUUAGGGGAAUUAUAUGUCGAUAGAGACUACAAGAAGAAUGAGCAAAAUGGUGUUACUUUCAGAUUUUCAUUGGGUUCUAGGGAUAAUGUUAAUAGAUAUAUUGACCAAUUUGCUGAGAUUUUUACUGAAAGCGGAAGAAAAAGAGUCAGAGUCAACUGGAUACCUAGGAAUUCCAAAGAAAGAGGAGCCCAGGGACAGGGGAGUUCAGGACGAUCGCAACUGAAUGCACAGGGUAGCAGUCAUAAUUUACCUCAGAACACUAUACAAAGAUUGACCCAAACACUUCAAAAUCAAAAUUUAUCUGCUAUUAAUGGAACCAACGCCAGUAAUAUCGCUAUACAAAAACAAAUGCAGAGUACUUCGAAUGUUCCAAUAUUGCAAAGCCAAUUACAAGGACCACCGAAAUCUGCGGUGCAGGAUCAGAGGACGGGAUUUAACGCUGUAUACGCUGAAAUCAAGGACUACGUCCAAAAUUUUGAGAGCGCAAAAAAAGAACAACAACAGCAGCAACAACAACAACAACAACAACAACAACAAAGAAUACAAUUACAAAGACAACAACAACAAACGAAGCUAUCGGGAAGCACCCCUACGAUGUUGAAUUUGCUAAACAGUUCGCCGAUGUCUAACGUGAAUAGUGACGCGAUAGGAAACGCUCGCAGCAAUUCUCAAACGUUACCGCAACAGUUACAAACUAUGAACCAAAAAAUCUUGGCGCGUAAAAUGACUCUGCCGAACGUGACGAAUGCUCGCGUGAUAAGUCAUAACAAUUUAAUAGCGAUAAAUAACAAUCGUUUGAGUUUGCAAGAUUUACAACAACUAGGCCAGCAGCAAUCACAGACUAUAACCUUAACAUCCGUCAAUGGUAACAGUUAUUCUAACUUUACUUCGGUGCCGGUUAAACAAGAGGUGAAUCAAAGAAUAGUAGGGAGUAGUUCUAGUGAAAACAAAUCGUUAUCGGCGUUGCUGGUGGGAACCCCCGCGGCCGAUAGACCCGACAUCAUCGGGCCUAAUACUAACUCAUUGUUACUAGAAAAGCUGGAGGAUUCUCCCAAUAAUUCGCAACAAACUCAUUUCAUUCAAAGUUCCAAGGGCAACCAUCAGUUUAUGGUUCAAUCGCCCAAAGGAAACACGGUACUUAGCCCUAUGUCGAGUCCGCCGCCGCAAAGCAGCGGCACGAUUAACAUUCAAAGUUUAAAUCUCGCGCAACUGCAGGGCAUAACAGGUUUCCAGGUGCAGUUUCCGGGAUUCGCGCAGUCCGUAUCGUUGCCAUUGAACGUUUCGACGACGGGAAGCAUACAGGGCCAUCCGACGAGUUUAAUAGUUUCGUUGCCCGUUACUACCGCGACUCAAACUUCAAAUACCGUUACGCAGGCUGCUGGAAAUAGUUCUGUUGGCGGCGUUGGAGUUGCACCGCAGACUAUGGUUCUGGCUAAUACUAGUGCUUCAGACUUAGCUCAAUUGGUGGCAUCAGGUGUGAAAGGAGUGACACAACAAGGUCUCAGGACCUCGGGUGGUCAGCAAACGAUGUCCUUAACGCAAGGAGGUCAACCGUUUCAGUUUUUUACUUCAAUCCAGAGACCUAGAGUGCAACAAACCGUCUCUCAAUCUCAAACGUUAACGGCUCGGAAUCUCCAAAGAACACCGAUUACAAUCAAGAUGGCAACACCUGGAACAAAUGCCUCAUCGCAAGUUACGUUGGCUUCAAGCUCGGCUAUCAAUAACCAAUUGCAAAAGCAAGCUCACAUUCAGCAGUACCAACAGCUCUGUCUUAACCAAUCCAAUUUAUUGGGCAACAUAAGAAGAAGAACUAGUACUUCAGAUCCGCAAUAGUCGUUCUUUUUUAGAAAGUUCAGUAAUGUACAUUACAUAUUAAGCUAGUCUUAUUUUUUUUAUAUUCGAAAAACUUUUGUCAAUACUUUUUAUAUACAUAAAAACUGCCACUAUACGAAAACAGCUUCCCUGGCUAGAUUGUAGAAAGGAUGGUUUCCUUUUGCACAACUUUUAUUACAGUAUUAUUAAUAUAUUAAUUAAAAUGACAUUGCUUAAUUAAAAUUUAGUUUUAAAAUGUUAGUUAACAAUAUUUCGAAUGAGGUAAAUAACAGCUUACGUUGAUUUAUGAUAAAAUAAAUUGUAUGCAAAAAGAAGCCCAUUCUAAUGUAUCUACAAUUUUUCUUUUUUUUUUUUGAAAAAAAAAGAGAUUUGUGAUCUCAAGUUACUGCUCGUUACAUUACACAAUUUAUUGUUGUUCCUAUGUGUAUAAAUGCAUGUAUUGGUGCCAAAAAGAGUACCGUUCAGUGUUUUCCACUUCAUAAUUCUAUUUACGAAAUGUGUAAUAUUGACUGUCUUCUAAAGAAUUAAAUGAAUUUUAAUAUCGUUCCAUUUCUGCGACUUUAGUUAACAACUGGCAAGUUCAAGAAAGUGCCGACAUCAAAUUAAACUCAGUUCUUGGUUUUAUUUGUGAUGCUAUUCACAUACAAAGUGUCAAUCACCCCCAGUCAAUAUUGUAGCUCAAUUAACUCAUUAACAAUGGAUUUAUGUAAAUUAUUGAAGUUUUAAAAAUUAGUGAGAUGUUACAUAAAAAAAAUCUAUUUAGAAUUUUUUUUUUGUAAUGUAAAGAAAAUUCGAUAUAUUGCUUGGGCAGGUGCUGCUUUCAUUUAUUAAUAUCAUAUUUGAGAACUGUGCCAAAUUUUUUAAAUCUUGCUGUUUGUUAUCUACGAGUCACAUCGAAAUCGAUUAGCAUAUCUUUGUUCAUUUUUUACGAUCAUUAAUGUAUUUCUUUGGGUUACGAGUCGUGGAAUGAUAAUUAUCUUUGUGUAAUCAUCUCUCAUCAGUACAAAUUAAUUUAAUAGCAUUCAAAUCAUAGGACUUGGUGUAAAACGGUUUUGUGCUUUGUUAAAUUCAUAUAUUUUCAAAUCGAAAUUGUGUAUAUAAUGGUUGAUUGUAUUUUUUUAUUUAAUUAUUUGUAAACUUUUAUCAACGAACAAUAUUUUCCGUAAAUAUAGUUUUCACGAUAUAUUUAGCGAUAUUCUUUUACAAUAACAGAAUAAGUGUGAUAUAAUUUAUAGUUCAAUAUAGUCUUGUUUAUUUUAGACAGUAAUAAU
Messenger RNA from Phyllotreta striolata, 4934 nucleotides. NCBI's taxonomy places the organism in Eukaryota, Metazoa, Arthropoda, Insecta, Coleoptera, Chrysomelidae. The record is from the annotation of a GenBank genome assembly.